Lobosporangium transversale is the source of this 2355-nucleotide messenger RNA. RefSeq lists its product as hypothetical. The record is from RefSeq and is a predicted model, not a curated record. The transcript has 6 exons. Lineage: Eukaryota; Fungi; Mortierellomycota; Mortierellomycetes; Mortierellales; Mortierellaceae. The coding region runs from base 1 to 2355 and encodes 784 amino acids.
AUGGGAUUUAGUAGAAAACAACCAGUCGCUGUCACACCAGCAGCCACUUCUGCUAGUAUUACCAUCAUGGGUAACACCACUAAUCCCUCCGCCAUCACCGCUGCUUCACCCGCUCAUCAACAAUCCUCUAUAUCCCUCCUGAAACGUAAACCAGUUAAGAGAUUGGUCAGUUCAAGCGCCAGUAACCACUCUAUCACAUCAACCUCAACUGGGUCAAGUCAAAUAAGUAAUCCCAAUGACAGUAAUAAGAAGAACAACGAUAGAAGCAGCAGUAGUAGUAGUAGCAGUAGCACGUAUUCGCAGUCAAUUGCCAGAAAAUCAAACCUUAAGAUGACAGGACCCUCUUCGGGCCCAACCCUAAAAGGGGAGAUAGUCUACCCGCAGGUCCAGAAAGGAUAUCCUUUGAUGGACACAACUGGAAUAGGGAUGGGGAUGGGGAUGGUGAUGGUGAUGGGCGCUGAGCUCAAUGAUGAAGCGUUAAAUACACCAAAGACGCCAAAAACUUUUCAACAAUCACAAGAAGAGUUGUUUUCGAAACUGGAAGCAUUAGCAGCGGCUAAGAAUAAGUUGAGCUCGACAGAUCACUCAGUACAAUCAAGAGUAUCAUCGAGCAGCGUCGGUACUAGUCUUCAGCUUCCAAAUCAUGGCAGCAAUAGGUUGCAAAAAUCAGUGAAUAAUAGUACGAAUAACCGAAGCAGGAUGGGUUUAAAUGGGAGCUCUUCAACAUCUUCUUUGAGACAGGACAUUCGUCAUGUACCAACCAAUCCUCCUUUUGGAAGCAGCUCUCCCACGCCUGAGCGGCCUCGCGAGCCCAGACGGCGGAUCAACAGUGCUCAAUUCAAGACACCGACAGUUGCAGAAAUGGGGGAACUCGCACAGAUCGUUGUUGCCAACGCUACACCCCCAAAACCUCAAAACAAACCUCGCAAACGGGCAAGCACGCUCACUUUAACAACUACAACUUUUGCGCCCCCGGGACAAGCGCUACCAAACACAACCACCGUAAUAGCUGGAAGAGGAAUCAAUAAUAAUGAACGUGACUAUCGCCAACUAUACGAAGCGGCAGAUAAGAAUGCCAAAAGCUGGGAAAAGAGGUAUUCUGUUGCCCAGCAACAGCUUAACUAUGAACGAGAAAAAUGGGAGGAAAAAUAUGCUGCUCUGGAGAAGGACUUCCGAGAUCUGGAGAAUAGCAAAGUCGAAGCCAAUACUGAGAAAAUGAAUGUAUUGCUUGAUACAGUUCAACAACUUCAACUUGCAAAUGAGGUCUUUCGGAAACAGCUUAUGGACGCAGGCAUUGAACCUGACCCUAUGCCUGCAGCUAAGUUCCAUCCUCAACUUUUGAUGGUGAGCGAAGACCACGACCGCACAUUCUUGGAAGAGAACGAGUUGAUGAAUGUGCGAUCUUUGGAGACAAAUCAAAAGAUCGAACACCUGUCCAACGAGUUAAACAAUGUUGCUAUCGCCAUCUCUCAGACGAUAAACUACGUGCAGUUGCGGUACUUGACUCAAAUGCUAGAUGUAGUUGAGCAUGUCACUUCCCAGAAACGCGCCCGUGCCAUGUCUAACAGUUUCCUUUCGGACAUGUUGAGCCGAGGUGUGAAGAAGCCGAGCCCUUUGCAGUUAAAAAGCACUUGCUCCAUCGCAACCCAAACGCCGCCUUCCUUUCAACAGCAGCUUAUUCAGCAGCAACUGUUAGCGGCUGCGGAAUGUGGCUCUGCUUCUUUUAGAUCAAUGGAGAGUAAGCUCAGUAAAAGUUAUAGUUUCUCAUCCAAUCUCUUUAGCCUUGUAGGCUUGGCCAACAGUGGUGCUCUCGACGGCGGCCAGUAUAGGCUUAAGGGCGGUGCUAUAGGCGACCACCGGUCGCAAUUGAUCCGUCAGAGCAUCUCCCCUAUGGUCCUUGAGAGCCUCAGGGGUGAUCCUGGGUCUCCAGACUUAAUUGAUACCCUUACAGCCAACAGAGCCGCCGUACCAAUGCCAAAAUUCCAGUAUGCAUCUCCAACAUCAUCUCAAUUACGUAUCUUUGUUCCAGAACCGAGUAAAGUACAUGAGUACAGUGCGGCCUCAAGUAUUGGGAGCAUGUCUCGAGCCCGUAGUGGCACAGGGAGCAGUAUUGAAAGCGGGGCCGCAUCUCUGAAGCGAUCUUCCUCUGAUAUCAGUCUGAAUCGGUCGCAGUAUCAACGUCACCGCCAACCGCAACAACAACAAGAACAAAAGAAGCAGCAACAGCAGUACCGUCUCGCUCGGGCUGGCAUUAAGAAUGCAUGUGGUGUCGCACUCCAAACAAUCGAGCCGCACAGAUCUAUAAGUCAACAAUUCUUAUCUCCAAAUACGGCCCUCUUGUCCACGAAUAAUUAA